Rhodofomes roseus is the source of this 2969-nucleotide messenger RNA. RefSeq lists its product as uncharacterized. The transcript is spliced from 8 exons. Bases 388 to 2574 code for a protein of 728 amino acids. The record is from RefSeq and is a predicted model, not a curated record. Lineage: Eukaryota; Fungi; Basidiomycota; Agaricomycetes; Polyporales; Fomitopsidaceae.
CGCACGACGGGCUGCGUCUACCGACGACCUGCUCUCGAAAUACGACGCCUUGAUAGCGCAGCAGCUGACAGCACAACAGAGGUCAUCGAGGGAGAGUCAGCGGGGGGCCGAGCGCAGUGCGUAGGUGCCAAGGGCACCUCGGAUGCGUGAGAACGCGGGAGGCUGCAGCAAGUUGAAGCUGUGCGCCGGAGCAGCAAGGCUCUACAUAUUCCUCCCCACCGCUCCCUCCGCUAUCCCUACGCCCGCCGUAAUAUCCUCCCUCCUUUCGACGCCCACGACGGCCGCCCCCAUCCGUCCCCGUUACGACCCUCUCGCCGCGACCUAGUAACGCCUGCGGCCGCUACCACGUCCCCCGCCCGCACCCCUUCCGCCCGCGCGACCCCCGCCAUGGCCUCGUAUCCGGCAUACGGCUCCCGCACGUCCCCCACCGUCAACGCGCCCUACACCAGCGCGAGCCCCGCCGCGGCGGGCGACGGCCAGUUCUACCCGCCUGGCGCGAGCCGCAUCUCGCUGGACGACGACGAGCGCACGUCCCCGUUCAAGUACGCGAAGGGCGGCGACGCCGCGGUGGACAUGCGCGCGACUGCGCGCACGCCGAGCCCGACGCCGAGCGAGGCGGAGGAGCUCACGAAGACGUCGUUGUUCGACUGGAAGGCGAUGUCGAGUUGGCGGUAUUGGAUUAGGAAGGAGUGGGCAUAUGCAGUUGCGACACCUCCAUCGGCCUGGGCAACCUGCGCAGACGCUGUUCUGCGCUGCGGUCUGUUCGCUGGGCCGACGCGCCUUCGCAACCGUAGCGAGGGUCAUCAAGGUGGGGCUCCACACCUAGCGUCGGCUAUGGGUCGGUGCGUGCUUCGUGCCAAGGAAUGGUACUAUGUCAUUUUCACUAUCGCUCUGGUCGCGACGAUUCUAUUCACGGUGUAUCACACGCAAAUAGUCAAAUGGCUACAGCCCGCUGCCAACUGGAUGCAUGGUCUCAAGUUCGGCUGGCUCAUCCCCAUUGCCAUCCUCUUUGUCAUUUCCUUCCCUCCACUAUUCGGUCAUGAAAUUGUCGCUAUCAUAUGUGGUCUCGUCUGGGGCCUUGGGAUUGGCUUCGCUAUUGUGUGCGCAGGCACAUUCAUCGGUGAAAUCGGUAAUUUCUAUGCGUUUAAGUACUGUUGUGCAGCGCGUGGCCACAAGCUCGAGCAGACCGAUCUGCGUUAUGCGUGCUUGGCGAGGGUCGUACGGCAAGGAGGGAUUAAAAUUGCGCUUAUCGCGCGGUUGAGUGCCAUUCCAGGACAUUUCACGACCGCCGUAUUCUCGGCAUGCGGCAUGAGCAUCUGGACGUUCAUCGUCGCCGCCAUCCUCUCGCUGCCGAAGCAGUUCAUCACCGUUUACCUCGGUGUCGCCCUCGAGCAGUCCGACAAGAGCGGCUCGAGCACGAGGGACACCAUUGUCAAGGAUGUCGUCGUGGGCAUCACGGUCAUCAUCACGUUCGUGGCGAUGUGGUACAUCUACAACCUCAUGAACAAGGCCAAACCCGAGGUCAUCUACGAGCGGCGGAAAGCGAGGCAAACGAAGCUCAUGGGUUUGGGAUCCAGCCCUUACUCCAACAGCUCAAUGCUCCAAUCGACCGCUUCCGUCGCGUUCAACCCCGGCGCUGCCGACGAGAGCGAGAUUCCGCUCACCGCACGUGGGGAGACGUUCGGCGCAGCUGCCUACCAGCAAUGGGACCGCUCCGGGCGCGCAGUCGGCUACGCCGACCCGUCGCUCUACGUCCCCGAGCCACGCCGUGCACCCGUGCGCCCGUUCGCGGAGGCGUCUACGCACCGCCCGCAGGGUGCGCGGACGGACUCGGGCGCGAGCGUCGGGAGCGCGUACCAGAUGAGUGAGCGGGGCGGGUACCAGAGCGCGCCGACACGGAGCGACUCGGGGCUGACGAACCCGCACCCUCACCCGUACGCGCAGGCACAAGCCGCGAGCAGGCCUGCGUCGCCCCCGAGGUACACCAAUAGCCCCCCGCCGAUCGCGCCGCCUGCGAGCGCGCCCCUGCAAGCGCAGGCGACGCCGCAGAACUCACGGCCGCUCCAGACGGCGCCGGCCCCGGGAUCGCAAUUCCCGUAUAACCCGCACGCGAUGGCGGCGCCCGCGCCGAUGCCGAACCCGUACACGGCCUAUGCGCCCUCGCCACCACCGACGAACGUGGACCCGUACGCGGGCUACGCGCCCUCGCCGCCGCCCACGAACCCGUUCGCGCCUGGAUAUGGCACGGGGAGCGCGCCGUCGACGCCGCAGCAGCACCAGUUCACGGGCGGGUACGGCUCCGGGAGCGCGCCGUCGACGCCCCCCGCCCAUAUGCAGCGCCAGCUCACGGGCGGGUACCCGUAUGGCGCGCAGGCGCACGCGCAGCAGAUGCAGAUGCCGGGGACCGCGCCGCUCCCGCCGAGCUACUCCUCGCAGACGUUCGGUGCGCAACAGCAGCAGCAGCAACAGUACCCGCAGACGGCCGCGCCGACGCGUGGCGGAUAUCCGACGUACGAGGGCUCGAACCAGACGGGGUCGUCGAUGCCGCAGGGAUACUCGUCUGAUCUGCGAUGAGGCGUCGAGCUUGAGUCCGGGCCUGAAUUGCCAGUGAGGCGGCCGGGACGCCGAGAUGUGGGAUGUGGAUGUGGAUGUUCGCGUCCCGGGACAUUGUACAUUAGGGAUACCCUGCUGUACAUAUGAUCACGACUUAGUUACCUACCUUCUGCAUCGCUUCACGUUCUCCUCACUCGAUCGCGACAUAGUACUACGUACUCAGUGACAGACCAUCGUUCAGAGCUGUUGAUGUAUUGUAUGCGUUAGAUAGUGCAUGCACAGACUUUUCCUCUCAUCGGACUGGACGUAGAGUCUGCGACUACAUAGAGCCAUGCCAGAUGUAUGAAUGAGUACUCGACGGAUGUGUGGGCAUUGACAUGGACGUCGACAUCGCACGCGUCGGCGGCGAGCGUCAG